Molecule: messenger RNA, 627 nt
Organism: Colletotrichum navitas
Lineage: Eukaryota; Fungi; Ascomycota; Sordariomycetes; Glomerellales; Glomerellaceae
Exons: 2
Coding region: 1-627 (208 amino acids)
Source: RefSeq, a predicted model, not a curated record
AUGCCUGGACUCGGACGUUGGCGAUCAUCCAUAAACACCAUGUCCGAGUCUGCUAGAAACAACAUUUCGCGCGAGGACGAGGAAGUAGGACCACUAUGGUCGUCGCUCGCCCGUGUACUUGGAGACUCUGAGAAGGCCGUUGUUCUGCACCCUCAAGUCGACUUUACCCCCAGGAUCGGCGUCGAGCAAGACAGCAGCCUCAACAGCGACAUGGACAUCGCUGCUGAUGCGGCAUGUUCGAUAGAAUUAGUCGUCUACUCAAGAAGCCUGGCCCAGGCUUCUCGUUACUUCAAUGCCCUGGUCUUUAGAAAACUUGCAGGGUAUCGCAGCAUGAGCCCGACACCAGGUGGAUCGCCCUUGAAUUCUAAAGUGGCUCGAUCUCCACAUGGACAUGGCUCCUGCGGCGACAAAUGGCUACUGGCCUGGAUUGCAUGGAUGAUUGGUGCCGCCACCCUGUUUGGGAAUUUGGCCAUGCACCUGGCUAGGAGCUGGCAAGCUGCCGGCGGCCGCCUGGACGACGAAGGAGGACUGGUAAACGUCGAGAGGUUUCCCGCGGAAGGGGAUGAACUCGAUGAUGCGGGCUUUACGGAUGAGGUCCUCUUUUGGGGCAAGGCUAACUCCUAUUAG